Mycotypha africana is the source of this 281-nucleotide messenger RNA. RefSeq lists its product as uncharacterized. The annotation marks the transcript as partial. The transcript has a single exon. The record is from RefSeq and is a predicted model, not a curated record. NCBI's taxonomy places the organism in Eukaryota, Fungi, Mucoromycota, Mucoromycetes, Mucorales, Mycotyphaceae.
UCACGCACUCUCACCAAAGACCAUGCCAUCGAAUGCCUCAAUAUGCACAACCGUCUACAGCUGCCACACGACAUCUCUGACCCAAUUUCUCACCUUUUGAACCAGCUUCCAACCCGACCUCUGAAACAACGCAACAAAGCUUCCGUCAACUGGAGUACAACAUGGCGCAUCAUUCAGCUGUUACUUUUCGAAGUCGACUACCUUCAACAUGAGAAAGUACCUCCAAACCCGUCAGAAAGUUUAGGACAGCUCUUUUUAGAUUGGCUCUAUGCGCCCACAAC